AACAGUUAGGCGAGGAAGGUUCGUCAAAUUGUGUACGGUGAUUUUGUAAUUUUUCGUGUUUUCAUCGUGGUCGCUUGUUUCGAAAUCGAAAUAAUCGAAGGAAGUUGAACGGGAUCGAGUUUUCGUAUGUGCGCAGUGCGUUCAAAAAUAUACGGAAAAAGAUAACUGUUUCGACAUACACGUGAAGAAAGAAAGUGAAAAAGAAUGACAAGCAUGAGGCAGUUCGUUCGUUAUGCACGUAGACUAGGCCAGAUAUCAGAGAGUGGGACAAAAGUUGUAAACCGGUUCGUGAAAUAUGCAUCCACUCAAGCCCAACACAAAUUCAUAGAGGAUGAAAAUGGGAAAAAAAUUUUUCCUUCGCCGUAUGGUGAUUUCACGCCUUCCGAUACUCUCGUUCAUGAACACAUAUGGAAGAAUGUCGAGAUGUUCCCUAAUCACAUUGCACUGGAAUGUUCGAUAACCGGGAAGAAAUACACGUACGCUGAAGCGAGGGACACGAGUAAUUAUAUCGCGAGAAGUUUGAGGAAUAUGGGUUUGAAGAAAGGUAACAUGGUGGCUCUGGUAACGCCCAAUCAUCCGGAAACGAUUUUAGCUGCUGUCGGUGUCUUAGAAGCUGAUCUUAUUCUCACUACCAUGAAUCCCACUUACACAAUCGAGGAAAUGAAGAAACAAAUAAAGGAUUGCGGGGCAACUGCGAUCAUUACAGCUGCAGAAAUUGCACACGUUGUAUUUGAAGCAAGGAAAAAUACUUCUGCAUCGCGAGGACCUUUCGUGGUUAUCGAGGAUGGCACCAGAUCUAUUCCCGAAGGCAGUGUGCCGUUCAAGGAUCUUGUCACACGAGGUAAAACAUUACCGCCCAUAACGCAUUAUCAAAUGACCUCGAAUGAUCUAGCCAUCUUGCCAUAUUCCAGUGGAACGACUGGGUUGCCGAAAGGUGUCAUGUUGACGCACAAGAAUUUAGUAAGCAAUAUGGAGAUGGUAGAACAUACGGCGCAAGAAAGAAUGUGGCAGAAUACAACUGCCGAUUUUCAAGAGGUGGUACCCCUAGUUAUACCCUUCUUCCAUAUUUUCGGAUUGAAUGCCGCGGCGUUGCCUCGUCUUCAUAGCGGUUCAAAAAUAAUUACUGUUCCAAAGUUCACGCCGGAAAUAUUCGUGGACGUUUUACAGAAGCAUAAAAUAACAGGUUUAUUCGCGGUACCAUCUUUAAUCACGUUUGUAAAUAUCUGUCCUUCGCUUAAAAAGGAGAUUUUCCAAAAUGUACAUCACAUUAUCACUGGGGCGACACCAUUGCCUGAGGUGGAUGUAGAAAGAUUUUACGAAAGAUUUCAGAUAAACAGCGAUGACUUGAAAUUCUCUCAAGGAUAUGGAAUGACGGAAACUUCACCGGUUAUCUGCAUGGAUUCGUGGAGUCGAAAAUCGGCAAGUAUCGGACAAAACAUUGCCGGCUGCGAAUUACGACUAGUCGAUCCAGCAACGAACGAGGAUAUUUCUAUACCUGGUCAAAAGGGAGAAAUAUGGGUCAAGGGGCCUCAUAUCAUGAAAGGGUAUUUAAACAACGAGGAGGCGACGAGAGAGAUGAUUGUCGAUGGUUGGCUGAAAACUGGGGACAUUGGUUAUUUCGACGACGAGUUUUAUUUCUUUGUCACGGAUAGAAAGAAAGAUUUGAUCAAAGUUAAAGGAUUCCAGGUACCACCAGCCGAAUUGGAAGCUUUGAUAAAAAGACAUCCAAACGUUGUGGAGGCAGCUGUGAUUGGUAUUCCAAACGAAAGGUUCGGCGAGAUACCCAAAGCUUUCGUAAUUCUCAAGGAAGGUAGCAAGACGACAGAUGAUGAUAUCAAAAAUUUCGUAAAAAGCAAAGUGUCGGAAUAUAAGCAACUCAGAGGAGGAGUGACAUUUGUUGACAAUAUACCAAAGAACGCAAGUGGAAAGAUUUUACGAAACAAGUUGAAAAACGAGUACAAAUAAUAAAAAAUUUGUGCACAAGAUUGAAGGAGGAAAUUUCACACGAGGCCUCGAUUUACAGUUCGUAUCAUAAUGGAAUCAAUUAUCGAUUAAUAACAGGGUACGAUUAAUCAUUUCUGUAAAAUCGUUUGGCCUAAUGACAUAUAAAUCAUUCAACUGUUAUAUUGAUAUAUGGUGAAAGAUAUGUUAAUAAUGUUUGUUCACUUGUUUCGUGUACAAUAUUGUUAUCUCGUAAGUGCCUUACAAGUGUCUUAUUGAUUACAAUAAUUUUUUUAAUAUUUUUACACACACACACAUAUAUAUAUAUAUAUACACACAUAGCUAUUUUAAAAGAAUGGGUUUAGUAAAAAUGAAUACUUAUGUACUUAUUAGAAUAGCAGGAAUACGGU
Messenger RNA from Apis florea (little honeybee), 2351 nucleotides. RefSeq lists its product as uncharacterized. Gene Ontology annotation, biological process: long-chain fatty acid metabolic process; fatty-acyl-CoA biosynthetic process. Lineage: Eukaryota; Metazoa; Arthropoda; Insecta; Hymenoptera; Apidae. Gene Ontology annotation, molecular function: long-chain fatty acid-CoA ligase activity. The record is from RefSeq and is a predicted model, not a curated record.